Pieris macdunnoughi is the source of this 1671-nucleotide messenger RNA. Lineage: Eukaryota; Metazoa; Arthropoda; Insecta; Lepidoptera; Pieridae. The record is from the annotation of a GenBank genome assembly.
AUGGUGCAAUCAGUUUUUGGAGUAUGGGACUAUAUUAUAAUGGUUGCCACGAUGGUGUUAUCGGUACUUAUCGGGUUAUAUUUUCGAUUCAGCGGCGGAAAACAAAAAACAAAUGAGGAAUAUCUUCUAGCCGAUAGGAAUAUGUCAAUAUUUCCUGUGGCAGUCUCCCUGGUAGCAUCAUUCAUGUCAGCUAUCACCCUCAUGGGAGUGUCAGCGGAGAACUAUUACUAUGGCAUGAUUUUUUUUAUUGUGAACAUAGCCUAUGGCAUUGCCACACCUAUCGCAGCCUAUCUCUACCUUCCAGUGUUCUUUGGUCUACAAAAAACAAGCACGUAUGAAUAUUUGGAAUUGCGUUUCGGGCCGAAUAUCCGGAUGUUGACAUCGCUUACCUACACAUUGCAAAUGAUACUUUACAAUGGUAUUGUGCUGUACGCCCCAGCGAUCGCUUUGGAAGCGGUGACAGGGUUGGACCGGCUUAUUUCCAUUUUAGUGGUUGGACUUGUCUGCACAUUUUAUUCGUCUUUAGGCGGAAUGAAAGCAGUUUUAUUUACGGAUCUAUUGCAAAUGUUUUUAAUGUUCGCUGCUGUUACGACAAUACCAAUAUUUGCUGCGAUUCAAAUGGGUGGAAUCAGCAAGAUAUUUUCUAUUGCUAAGGAAGGCGGAAGGCUUGACUUCUCGAAUAUAAGCCCUGACCCAACAGAAAGACAUACAAUAUGGUCACUCGGUAUCGGAGGUUUUUUUACGUAUCUCUCCCUGUAUGCAGUUAAUCACACUCAGGUGCAGCGUCUAAUGACUGUUAAUAGCGUGGAAAAAUCUCAGAAAUGUCUAUUGUGGAGCUGGCCCGUCACAGUGCUAUUGAGUUUCGUUACUUGCUUAAGUGGGUUGGCGAUGUAUGCAGUCUACAAGGACUGCGAUCCGUUCGUAUCUAAGAAGAUAUCGGCAAUAGACCAGCUGAUGCCAUACUACGUGGUAGACGCGAUGCGUUCAGUGCCAGGUCUGGCAGGACUUUUUGUGGCGGGAAUCUUCAGCGCUUCUCUUUCCACCAUUUCCGCCUCUUGCAACGCGCUCGCUGCUGUCACUCUCACAGACUACGUUAACAGGUGGUGUAAAAUAAAGGAAGAUUACAUAAUAUGGCUGACGAAACUAGCGGCAUUUGCAUAUGGUUUAGUGUUCUUAGUGCUGGCAUUUUUGGCUCAAUAUUUGGGUGGAGUGCUGCAAGCAGCUCUUACGAUAUUUGGGGCUGUGGGUGGACCGUUAUUUGGAGUAUUUACUUUAGGAAUGUUCACUACGUAUGCUACUGAAAUGGGCACAUCGUUGGCUUUAAUAAGCGGACUCUCAGUGACUUUAUGGAUUAGUUUUGGGGGACCUCGGCCGUCACCUGUCAUGCUACCCCUUAACGUUGACGGCUGUUCGAAUUUUACUGCACCCCUGGCGAUGACGUCAAACCCCACAGAUUAUUUCUACCUGUACAAAUUAUCUUAUAUGUGGAAUAGUCCGAUAGGAUUUGUAUGGGUCUUCAUAGUGGGUUCUAUAAUAUCGCUGGUCUGGCGUCAGCCUCAGCCAUGGAUGCGAGCGGGAAAACGCCAUCCUGAUCCUAAACUCUUCACUCCUCCACUCGCCAACUGGCUGAGGAGGAAAUAUCAAAUUAAAGAAGAGGUACAGGUAGAGUAA